Molecule: messenger RNA, 1209 nt
Organism: Gracilinanus agilis (Agile Gracile Mouse Opossum)
Lineage: Eukaryota; Metazoa; Chordata; Mammalia; Didelphimorphia; Didelphidae
Exons: 6
Coding region: 1-702 (233 amino acids)
Cellular component (GO): plasma membrane
Source: RefSeq, a predicted model, not a curated record
AUGGGGAAGAAGCAGGUGGCAGCUUCAGAGGCAGAAGGUUUUCCAGCUGGAAUGCAACCCUAUGAAUGUACCCCAGCCCCAGAACCCAAGAACAUAGCACAAUCCUUCAGUUCUAAGAGAGCAACCAUCGGAAGUUCAGUGAUACUGCACUGCAGAGUGACAAAUGAAGAACCACCUGGGCCAGUGAAGUGGUUAAAGGGCAGCAUUGAUGGGCAGCUCAUCUACAGUGACAAAAAUCCCUCAUCCCGUGGGAAAAAGGUGAAGAACACAAAUAACAUCCUGGACAUCCACAUAAGCAACAUUACUAAGCAGGAUGCGGGAGUCUACUUAUGUGUCAAGUUCAGAAAAGGGAUCCUGGAUGAGGUGCAUACCAUUGUGAGUAACACCACACUCUAUAUAGUAGACAGCCAAAGUUCAUCAGGCAUCAUCGUAGCUGCCAUAGCCGGAUGCGUGUGUCUCAGCCUUGUCUUCUUAUCCCUCUUCUGCUACUUCAAAAGACAAACAGGUCACAGCCCAUGUUCGGCCCGGUUUGUAUGUUCCAGAUCAGAAGCCUCAAAGACCAACCAAUCCCAGAAAGAGCCAACAGGGAACAAAGAGAUUGUAUAUGCUGAUCUCCAACCCAUUGAGAAAAGUCGUCAAUCUAUGAGCCCAGCCAGAGUGAAGGGUUUCCAUUCUGAGUAUGCCACUAUUCAGGUCCAAUAGUCUGGACCCAACAGAAGAAGCUCCAAGGAGGAUGGAACGAUCAAUUUAUUUCCAAGGAAUGCUGAAGAUUUUACAGUUCCAGUAAGAAAGAGGGAAGCUGAAGAUUAUUUCAAGAACCUGAAAACAAAUUCAUGGGGAUCAAUGAUCAGUAGAACAUUCAGUGGAAUUUUAGAAUCUGGGUCUGAGUUCCAGAUCUUCCAUUUACUAGGCUGUAUGGCAUCAGGCAGAUCACUUCCCUUCUCGGAUCUCAAUUCUCUCAUCUGAAAAUGGGGAUAACGACCCCUUAGCUUCUUACUUCACAAAGGUCAAAUGGGAUAAUAGAAGUAGAGUCCUUUGUAACUAUAAAACCUCUAUAUCAUGUCAGCUAUUAUUAUUGACCUUCUGAGGGGAAAAAAAAGAUGUGUUAAUGCUAACUUGGAAGCAACUCUUCAGCUUCCAUCACGUGUUGAAUCUCUAAUUCAGUUGGGGUGCCAGGUCUCUGCAGAUCUUUUCUUUUCUUUUUAAAAC